GUGCCGCCCCAGGCUUGCCAGGGUCCGCAGCGAGACAUGCCCGAGCCAGGCGCUGCAUCGACCUCGACUUAUCUGUAAGCAGCGGAAGGAACCAUGGUCAGUAAGGACACCAGCAAAUGCAUACUCACAACAUCGGAGAGUGAAGUGGAACCCGCCGCCUGCCUGGCCCUGGAGAUGAAAUACGCCCUGGACCCCAACCGGCAGAUUAAAAAACGGAACAAAGCCCUGCAGGUGCGGUUUAAGGACAUCUGCGAGGCACAGAAUGAGCAGAGGGACACACAGCUGUCCUCGGGCCAGCUGGGGGAGAAGCGGGAGGCCAAGCCCGUGUCCUGCAGAGCAGCCUACCGCAAAUACAUGACAGUGCCCGCACGCAGGUCCAUCCCCAACGUCACCAAGAGCACAGGCGUGCAGACCUCGCCCGACCUUAAGAAGUGUUACCAGACGUUCCCUCUGGACCGCAAAAAGGGGAACCUCAAAAGCCUCCCAGCUGCAGAUCCCUUUAAAAGCCAAAACAAUGGGUUUCUAACAGAUGCGAAAGAGAAGAACGAGGCUGGACCCAUGGAGGAGGCCCGGCCGUGUGGCGCAGGGCGGGUGCACAAGACCACAGCCUUGGUUUUCCAUUCCAACCAACACAUGAACACAGUGGACCAGCCUUUGGGGGUCAACUGCACAGAGCCCUGUAAAAGCCCGGAGCCGCUCAGCUAUGGAGAAGCUGCGCUCCAAAACUCCACUCGGCCUCCAUCCGAAGAGCCCGAUUACCAGCUGCUCGGGAGGGCCAAGCAGGACCGGGGGAGGCCAAACUCCGAGGAGCCCGCUCCACCUGCCCUCAGGAGGCUGUUUAAAACGGAGGUUGCCACCGUUUACGCACCUGCCCUCAGUGCCAGGGCCCCCGAGCCUGGUUUGUCAGACUCUGCAGCCGCCAGCCAGUGGUCACUCUGCCCGGCAGAUGACGAGCGGAGGAGAGCCACACAUCUCAACGGGCUCCAGGCGCCCUCGGAAACUGCCCUGGCCUGCUCACCCCCGAUGCAGUGCCUGUCCCCUGAAUGUAGUGAGCAGCCCUCGCAGACUCACACCCCGCCGGGGCUGGGGAACCAGCCUAGUCCCACAGCGGUUGCUGCAGGUGAAGAAUGCCAACAAAUCGUGCCUCAUACGGAAGUGGUCGACCUCAAAGCACAACUUCAGAUGAUGGAGAACUUGAUCAGUUCAAGCCAAGAAACCAUCAAAGUGCUCUUGGGGGUCAUUCAGGAGUUGGAAAAAGGAGAGGCCCAUCGGGAAGGGCUUUCAUAUCGGACGGGGCAAGACACAGCUAAUUGUGACACAUGCAGGAACAGUGCAUGUAUUAUCUAUAGUGUGGAGCUGGAUUUUAAGCAGCAAGAAGACAAACUCCAGCCAGUUCUGAGAAAACUCCACCCUAUUGAGGAAACUCAGGUCAUACCUUCGCCUUACUCUCAGGAGACUUACUCCUCAACUCCCAAGCAAAAAUCCAAAACUGAAUCUAAAAAGCAUGGAAGAUGGAAACUCUGGUUCCUUUAACACUCACGGUGUCUGGAGUCUCGAGGCCAUCUUUAGAACCCACUGGAGUUUAAGUCAAUACUUUUCCAAAAUGAAUAGGAUCGAGGGAACUGUGGUGCCCAUUCAGGCACCUCCCACUUCUCGCCCUGCGUACCAAAAAGGCCUUUGUACCAACAGAUAAUUAACAGAAGCAAGGUAUUCUGUGUCACUCCUUGCCAGCUGUUCCUUGCAGUUCACUGAUGUGGGAUGUAAAAUCUGAAAUGAAACUUACGUAGUCAAAGAUGAUAAGUAAAAAUUUCCCCCCACCCCCGAUCUGCAAGUAAUACAUUAUCAACCUGCGAGAUGGCAGGCUGUCACCCUGUACACAGCUAUAACUCAUAAUUAUUUUCAAGCCUUGAUUUUUUUUUUAAAUAAUGAGAAGAAAAAGCAAGCCUUAUGUUUGCGAAGGACUUCAUUUUUAUGUUUCAUUUUGCAAAUAAGCAGGGGGCGAGUGCAAUUUUCAGCACAUCAAAUUCCGGAGAAAGCACAAUUUUUUCAAGUGGUCGGAGACCAUGAAUAAUCUCUAAAAUGUGACUAUAUGUAUAUUUGCCUUCAUGUGCUAUAGCUCUAAGCCAAGUGACCACAUCUCAGUGUCACAAUGACACCUCAAAUUUAGCAUCCUCUUCAUCUCCAGACUUACGACAUGUUUACUGCUCAUUUUCCAAAUGGCCAGCAGCCAGGAGUCCCCCAAAGUCAGGAUAUGCCUUUAAUCACUGCAAGUAGACAGGGUCAGAGCUAUUGGACACUAAGUUUUCUUAGAUCUCAUUUUUAAUCUUUUGGUACCGAAAGGCCAAAUAAUACAUUCUGGCAAGAAUCUGAGAACAUACAUAGAGAUACACGAUGGAUAAUCCACCCACCAAUAAAUCACAGGCAUUCUGUGCCAUGGCAGACAGUGUUUUUGUGGAUCGAUCCUCCGAGACACUGUUAGCCAUGGUAAGUGCAGCCAGACGUUAUGUACAAUUCGUUAUGCUUUGUAUUAAUGGUGGAAGACCUGACCAUCUCAAAGAGAAACAGCGCGUUUAGUUUAGCUGCUACCAAGAGACAAUAUCACCUACAUUUAACCUAUUAGUAAGUUGUACUAAACAACAUACUUAGGGGAAAGCUGUGAAUCAAAUGUUUUUAGGUAUUUUUUAAAUCAACAGUAACAGAGUUCUCUCUUGAUUACACAUUGCAAUGUAAAUCUUAGUUCCUUUAUUUUUUCACUCAUUUCUUUGCAUCUUUGCAAGUAUCUUUUUAUAGAAAUCAAAUCCCCUAGUCUAUUAAUGACUUUGUCUAUCAAUUUUUUGAUUUUCACAAUAGGAAGUAGGGAUCUUACUUUGCCUUUUUUUUUUGUACAACUUAAAUUUUGAAUAGUUUGUGAGCAUACAGGAAAACCUAGUCUUGAAGUUUCUGUCCAGCAGUUUCACAUCUAGCGGAGUGCUGACAUGCACACCUCAUUGACUAGAUGCCAAACACACAGUGGCUAACCUUGGUAAAAGGAUCUCACCUGCUUUUAUCAGAUUGGAGCUGCUUCUUGCCAUGUAUUUUCCUCCUGACUCAACAGCAAAUCUGUUUCAGUUCUAAGUGUUUUGAUUCUACAAGGACCUAGUGAUCAGUAACCGGAUCGGGCCUUGAAAAAAAAAUGAAGAGUAUAUCGUGUAAACAUUCUUCGGGGGCCAAACAACACUGCAGUUGUAUGCUUUAAUUUAAAACACACACGUGCACACACACAUCCUUUGCGGAAACACUAUAUGAGGCUCGAAUCCCUGAAUAUCAAUAAAAGGAACUGAGAAAUAUUUUGGUGCAAGAACAAUGAGGAAGUUGAUCCUGUCACAUGAAGGAAGUGUAACUGUUUCACGUAGACUAAACAUUUAAAAAUGGGUUUCAUGUUUUUUAUACUGUUUUUAACUAAAGUUGUAAAAAUGUUUCCAACAAGUUCUCUCUCCUUAUGUUUUAAGAAUCCCAACUAUCUCAGUAAAUUGAAAUAAGGGUAUUAGCAGUUUUCUAAUUAGUAACACAAAUCUGUCUAAACAAGAGGACAUGCUAGUACACAAAAUAAUGUCACUGUUUCACACCAGUCUAGACCAAAAAAAAAUAAAAUUAAAAUGUUCAGAGUCAAAAAGGAGCUUCUGAAGAUAAAUUAAUUCCUCCCUAAAAAUUAAAGUGUGUUCAAAAUAGAAAAACUAUUGUCAAAAUCAUUUUAUAGUUUAAUUGCAACACGCCACUAACAGAUGGUGAUUCUUCUCUUGGAAAGAUUCAAGUAAAAACUCUGAUACAAAAGCAAGGUAAAAUGCACAGGGUUCCCUUAUGUAGAUGUACACAUGGCAUUGCAUAUAGAGAUUAAAUUAUUAUACUUGUCAUUAAGUUCUUUAUUAAUUUUUAAAUAAAAAAAUCAAAGAUG
Messenger RNA from Pan troglodytes (chimpanzee), 3931 nucleotides. It is a transcript of the gene INSYN2A, whose product is annotated as inhibitory synaptic factor 2A. The record is from RefSeq and is a predicted model, not a curated record. Gene Ontology annotation, biological process: inhibitory postsynaptic potential. The transcript is spliced from 4 exons. The coding region runs from base 94 to 1533 and encodes 479 amino acids. Lineage: Eukaryota; Metazoa; Chordata; Mammalia; Primates; Hominidae. Gene Ontology annotation, cellular component: postsynaptic density.